AAGUGUACAAUACGCACAGCUGUGGCGUUUACUAAAUUAGUGAAUAAUAUAAAGUGGCUACCGGCCGGCAGCGCGAAACGAAAACAGUCAGUCUUCUUCUGACUGUGAACCUGUGAGUGUCACUAAUUCAACUUAGUUUUCGACUUCGUCAGUACCAGAUUAAACAAUGGCCUGCUCAGUAGAUGCCCCUUCCCUCAAGGACCUCCCGAAGGUCGCUACCGACCUCAAGAGUCAACUAGAGGGCUUCAACCAGAGCUGCUUGAAAGAUGUUGACACCAACGAAAAGAUUGUGCUGCCCUCUGCCGAAGAUGUUGCUCAAGAAAAGCAACAUUCGGCCCUGCUACAAGGUGUUGAACACUUCCAACCGUCUUCCUUGAGGAGAACAGAAACCGUUGAAAAAAUCGUAUUACCCAAUGCAUUAGAUGUUGCCGCAGAGAAGUCUCAAAAAUCCCUAUUUGAUGGUAUUGAAAAAUUUGAUGCCACCCAACUGAAGCACACAGAAACGCAAGAAAAGAAUCCGCUUCCCGACAAAGAUGUUGUGGCUGCGGAGAAGGCACACCAGAACCUGCUGACAGGCGUCGAACACUUCGACAAGAGUCAGAUGAAGCAUGCGAUGACCGAAGAGAAGAAUCCCUUACCAGCACAAGAAGCCAUCGAAGCUGAGAAGGAGAAGAACAAAUUCUUAAAUGGAAUUGAAAACUUCGACCCCACUAAGUUGAAGCACACGGAAACUUGUGAAAAGAACCCCUUGCCCACCAAGGAUGUCAUUGAUCAAGAGAAGACGGCCUGAAUCACUCCUUCCAAAAUAAUCUUAAUCAUCUGUAUCUCGCUAGUAUCAAACUAUGUUAUACUAUUGAAGUAAGGUAUUUUAAGCGUGGGCCGGUUUGCAUUGCCCGCUUGAAAUAUUGAGCAAUAUUUCCUUCGAUGGCCAAUGUGAUGAGUUGGAAUUGUAGCCGGCUGUUAUCAUUAAAUUGUAAGAACCAAAAUUAUUUUCUAUAUCACUCCUUUACAAUUUACGUAAUUAUGUAAGAGCAUUUUAUUUAUAUUAAAAUGUAAGAGUAUUAUUUCUUCAGUACUGAGUAUAUGUUUAAUAAUUAUGAUAGAUUUCAACCUUGCAUUUUUAUGCUAUGUAGGAAUUAGACUUGCAGAUUUAAUAAAAGGUAGUGAAGUAAAUUAUUGGAAAAAAACCUUGUAAGAUCAUUAAAAUUACGAUAUCAAGUUACCUACCUAAUUUAUUAUUUUAUCAUAAUUAAAAUAUUACUGUAUUCAUGUUAAAAUAACAUAGAACUAAGAAAAUAUUCAUCGAAUACUGCUAAGUACUGCUGUAAUAAACAAAUUGCUCAAAGUGCCGUUUUUAAACAAUCAAUUAUUUUAAAGUGAUUUUUGAAACGAUAAUAAAUUUGAUAUGUCAUAUACAACAAGUGUAUCCGUAAUUAUUUUAUCAAUUUAGUAUGCUAAUAAUAUCGAUGCCAAUAAGCCAUUUUAACCGGACUUUUGUAAGUUUUUACAGACGGUGCUUUUUUAUAAAUAUAGAAGUAAAAACACAA
Molecule: messenger RNA, 1547 nt
Organism: Plutella xylostella (diamondback moth)
Lineage: Eukaryota; Metazoa; Arthropoda; Insecta; Lepidoptera; Plutellidae
Gene: cib
Product: thymosin beta cib
Biological process (GO): actin filament organization
Cellular component (GO): cytosol
Molecular function (GO): actin monomer binding
Source: RefSeq, a predicted model, not a curated record